AUGAUUUCUUCUAGCCCAGGACAGAUUCAGGAUUGGCUGGUGAAGCGUAAGGUUUUAGUACUGGGUCUGGAUGAGACCCUCAUUUAUUCUCAUCACGACGGCGUUAUUCGGCAAAUGGUAAAGCCAGGCACCCCACCAGAUUUUGUAUUAAAAGUUACUAUAGACCGGGAUCCGGUGCGGUUCUUCGUCCACAAACGACCACACGUUACUUUUUUUUUGGAUAUAGUAUCACAGUGGUACGACCUCGUGGUAUUCACAGCUAGUAUGGAAAUAUAUGGAGCUGCGGUUGCUGACAAGCUAGAUGGCGGCCGUGGCAUUUUGCGACGCCGAUACUACCGCCAGCACUGUACACUUGACUAUGGUAGUUACACGAAAGAUCUGGCUGCCAUAUGUCCCGAUUUGGCUUCUAUAUUCAUUCUAGAUAACUCUCCAGGAGCUUAUAGGCAAUAUCCAGGUGAGAGAAAUUAUUAUUCAUUUAAUAUUUGUUGAUGCAAUAUUUUAUGUAUUCAUUCAUGAACCACCACCCAUCGCUCAUCCCCAGCAUGGAUCAUGCCAUGGUGUCAGGGCCCUGUUCUUUGGGAGGAGUAAACCACUCCUCACAAGGUGCUUGCCUGAGAACCCAAUAUCCCUUUCGUCAUAAAUGUUUGGGUGUGUCUCCCCUUUUCAUCUAAAUUUGCUGUCAUGGGCAAUGACAGUGAAUUUUAUGGAUUGUGGAAUAUGAAAAAUAAGACAAUGCUUUUACUUGCUUUGUGAAUAUAAUUUAUGAAAUAUGAGUGGAAAGUGGUCAUGACAAUAACAGGUUAAUAAUUAGUAUAAAUUUGAUAAUGUUAGAAAUGGAAUAUGUUGAAUGCUCAGGAUCACCAAGAAGUUCUAGUGCUUUAUAAAUCUAAUAGAACAGGCCAUCCUUCAUUUAUGAACCACCUAUCAAGCCUGAAUGGGCAGAUGCCAAAACAAAGGCUACUGAAAUGAGCUUGCUGUAAGGUGUACGUCUGCUUUGGUAACUUCAUGGGCCACAUACGUUCUUGGGUAGUGAUGGCUCUUUCAGAUGAGACACAGGCUAUACAGGGUUCAGCAGGAAAUGGGUGUUUGGCCUUUCUUCUUCAACAGGAAUCGUCAGUUUGUAAAGACAACUGUCGAUUGAGAAUUGGAUGUACACAUCUUGCCCAUAGCCCUCCUUG
Messenger RNA from Cherax quadricarinatus, 1178 nucleotides. The record is from RefSeq and is a predicted model, not a curated record. NCBI's taxonomy places the organism in Eukaryota, Metazoa, Arthropoda, Malacostraca, Decapoda, Parastacidae.